Molecule: messenger RNA, 3687 nt
Organism: Oncorhynchus tshawytscha (Chinook salmon)
Lineage: Eukaryota; Metazoa; Chordata; Actinopteri; Salmoniformes; Salmonidae
Gene: lig1
Product: ligase I, DNA, ATP-dependent
Exons: 28
Coding region: 142-3375 (1077 amino acids)
Biological process (GO): DNA repair; DNA recombination; Okazaki fragment processing involved in mitotic DNA replication
Cellular component (GO): mitochondrion; nucleus
Molecular function (GO): DNA binding; ATP binding; DNA ligase (ATP) activity
Source: RefSeq, a predicted model, not a curated record
AGAAACGUCUGACGUUGUUUUGGCGCCGAACGUUUCAAUCGCAUUUCUGCGCGGGUAAUGUCCUUUUGUUGUUAGCUAAACACGAAGUUUAAUUGUAGUGUAUAACCAGUAAUUUACUACAUCAGAAAACUACAAGACAGCAUGCAGCGAAGUAUAUCAUCUUUCUUUCAGCCCAAAACGGGCAAAGAGAAGGAGAGCAAAAAAAGUGAUGGACCGGGGAAAGACGAGCCGGUGAAAGACAAGCCAGAACCAAUCAAAAGGCCUCUCAAAGUUCAGAAUGGUGUCCAUGAGGAGCCUGAUUCGCCCGUGAAGAAGUUCACUAAACGCAGUCGUCAGAUCUUGGACAGUGAUGAUGAGGCUCCAGCCGGAAUAGAACAGGAGCCAGAGGACAAGGCUGUGCAACCCAAGGAUGAAGUAUUCAAGGCUGUUACCAACCCCCUGUCCCCCGCCUCUCCAGUGACCUCAUCCGCCUCCCCCACCCCUGGAACCCCUGACACCCCCACUUCCAUCUCACCCUCGGGAAUACCCAAACGCCGCACCGCAAGGAAGCAGUUCCCCAAGAGAAAGCUGGACAGCAGGAGUGGCAGUGAAAAGGAGGAGGAAGAACAAGGACAGCAGAAUAAAAGGGCAAAGGUUGAGGAGACGCAGGACAGCACCGAGAAUGAAGAGGAAGCGAUGGACGUGGGAGGAGAGAACAGUGUGGAUAAGCCUGAGGUGGCGCAGAACAACCCGGAGGAGAAAGAGACUGAUGAAGAGAAGACCAAAGAUGGAGAGAAGGAGAAAGCACUUGAUGUGAAAGUGACCGCGACCGAGGAGGAAAAAGGAAAAAGUGAAAAGGCUAAAGAGAGAAGUCCUACAGAGAGAAGUCAAAAGGUUAAAGAGAGAAGUCCUAAAGAGAGAAGUCAAAAGGUUAAAGAGAGAAGUCCUAAAGAGAGAAGUCAAAAGGUUAAAGAGAGAAGUCCUAAGGGUCAAAAGGUUAAAGAGAGAAGUCCUAAAGAGAGAAGUCCUAAAGAGAGAAGUCCUAAGGGUCACAAGGCGGUAAAGGUUGGGAAAGACAUGAAAGAAGAGAAGGUGUCAGAAAGCCCCCAAGCCAAAAAAGCCCCCACCAUCAGCAGUUUCUUUGCUCCCAGGAAGGCUGCUGUAAAGAUGGAGAGACCAGAGAAGAGCGAGGGAAAGGAGAAGAGUGAGGGAGAGGGAAAGGAGAAGAGCGAGGGAAAGGAGAAGAGUGAGGGAGAGGGAAAGGAGAAGAGUGAGGGAAAGAAGGAGAAGAGCGAGGGAAAGGAGAAGAGCGAGGGAGGGGGAAAGGAGAAGAGCGAGGGAGAGGAGAAGAGUGAGGGUUAUAUAAAGGAAGAGGCUACUGGUUCCCGUACCACGGAGGACGUUAAAGACAAGAAAGGAGAGAAGACUGCCCAGGCCCAGUAUGACCCGUCCAGACCCAACUACCACCCUGUAGACCACGCCUGCUGGAGCCGGGGACAGAGGGUCCCGUAUUUGGCUGUUGCACGCACCUUUGAAAAGAUUGAGGAAGAUUCUGGCAGAUUGAGGAACAUUGAAACAUUAUCAAAUCUCCUACGCUCUGUUAUCAUCCUCUCUCCAGAGGACCUGCUGUGCUGCGUCUACCUGUGUCUCAAUCAGCUGGGUCCUGCUUACAUGGGGCUGGAGCUGGGAGUGGGAGAAACUGUUCUGAUGAAGGCUGUCGCCCAAGCUACUGGGCGACAGUUGGACAAAAUCAAGGCGGAGGCUGCAGAGAAGGGGGACUUGGGGUUGGUGGCUGAGAGUUCCCGUAACAACCAGAGAAUUAUGUUCCAGCCAGCCAAUCUAAUUGCAGGGGGUGUGUUCAACAAACUGAAAGACAUCGGGAACAUGAGUGGGAAUUCUGCCAUGAAUAAGAAGAUUGACAUCAUCAAAGGUCUCUUUGUAGCCUGUCGUUUCUCUGAGGCCAGAUACAUUGUCAGGUCGCUGGCAGGGAAGCUGAGGAUUGGCUUGGCUGAACAGAGUGUACUGUCUGCCCUGAGUCAGGCCGUGUGUCUGUCUCCUCCAGGACAAGACUUCCCUCCGGCGGUGAUUGACGCAGGGAAAGGAAUGAGUGCAGAAAAACAGAAAGCUUGGAUAGAAGAGAAGAGCCUUCUCCUCAAACAGACUUACUGUGAGAUGCCCAACUAUGAUGUCAUCAUCCCAGUCAUUCUGAAGGAGGGGAUUGAUGAACUCCCCAACCACUGCAAACUCACUCCAGGUGUACCAUUGAGGCCCAUGCUGGCUCACCCCACCAAAGGUGUAGGAGAGGUGAUGAAGAGAUUUGAUGAAGCCGCCUUCACCUGCGAGUACAAGUAUGAUGGAGAACGAGCACAGAUCCAUAUCUUGGAGAACGGGGAAGUGCGUAUUUUCAGUCGUAACCAGGAGGAUAAUACCACCAAAUAUCCUGACAUCAUCUCUCGCAUUCAUACGGUAAAGAAUGAGUCUGUGAUAUCCUGUGUGUUGGACACUGAGGCAGUAGCUUGGGACAGAGAGAAGAAACAGAUCCAACCAUUCCAGGUUCUCAUCACACGGAAGAGAAAGGACGUGGCUGCAGCUGAUAUCAAGGUCCAAGUGUGUGUUUACGCCUUUGACCUGCUGUAUCUCAAUGGAGAGUCUCUAGUGAAGCAGCCCUUGUCAUGUCGCAGGGCUCUGUUGAAGAAGAGCUUCCAGGAGAAGGAGGGAGAGUUUGUGUUCGCCCGCGCCAUCGACUCAGACAACACAGACGCCAUAGCUGAGUUCCUGGAGCAAUCGGUUCGAGACUCCUGUGAGGGACUCAUGGUGAAGACUCUGGAGAAAGAUGCCACGUAUGAAAUCGCCAAGCGCUCUCACAACUGGCUCAAGCUGAAGAAGGAUUAUCUGGAUGGCGUGGGGGACACGAUGGAUCUGUGUGUGAUCGGAGCGUAUCUGGGGAAGGGCAAGAGAGCAGGGACCUACGGAGGCUUUCUGCUCGCCUGCUACGAUGAGGACAAUGAAGAGUUCCAGUCCGUCUGCAAGAUUGGGACAGGUUUCAAGGAUGAAGAUUUGGAGCAACAUUACAAAUUCUUAAAGGAGCAUAUUUUGCCAAAGCCCCGCCCCUAUUACCGUGUGGACCAAUCAACUGAGCCCGACUUGUGGCUCGAUGCCGUGCAAGUAUGGGAAGUGAAGUGUGCCGACCUAUCGCUGUCGCCGAUCUACAAGGCUGGCAUGGGAUUGUGUGACCCAGAGAAGGGCAUCUCUCUUCGGUUCCCACGCUUCCUGAGGAUCAGAGAUGAUAAGAAGCCGGAGGAGGCCACUUCAGGAGGACAGAUUGCUGAUUUAUACAGGAAGCAGCAGGUUGUUCAGAAACAGGGUGACAAAGCUGACCUCGAGGACUACUACUGACCUCUGACCCGAUCAGCUGCCCGCCCAGUCACCAAUAACUUGGGUGAAAUCUCAAUGUGUACAUAAUUAUUAUUGUUUAUUUUAAAUGAUGAACCUGAAUAAGGCUCUGCCAAUGCAAAAAUGAAAGUGAAGACCCUGUGAACAGCUGUGUUUCUAGAUCUAUAGGCUUUGCCAAUGUUAUGACGUUAAACAGUUUGUUGUUGUACCUAAGGCUUAUUUUGUGGGGGGAUCGUAUUCACACCAGUAUAAAGUACAGUUGUCAAUGACUCAAAUCACCAUGAUGUAUGUGAAUAAAGACUUUUGCCAAUCGUA